Molecule: messenger RNA, 1262 nt
Organism: Branchiostoma floridae (Florida lancelet)
Lineage: Eukaryota; Metazoa; Chordata; Leptocardii; Amphioxiformes; Branchiostomatidae
Product: E3 ubiquitin-protein ligase RNF170-like
Exons: 5
Coding region: 1-867 (288 amino acids)
Molecular function (GO): ubiquitin protein ligase activity; metal ion binding
Source: RefSeq, a predicted model, not a curated record
AUGCAAAAGGCUAUUGUCUCCUUCAGUCUGUUCAUUCGUGAUUCGGUCUGUUUAUUCGUGAUUCAUAAUCACCGGUUUGACCAGUUUUUAGGCAUAAAGGCAGCUCCGAGUCCUACUUCCUACAUACCAGACCAUCUAAAUCUACACGGGCUGUUCGGCAUUGACAGGGAGAAGAUCAACCAGUAUAUCAACAGCCUACCUCAAGCUCCCCCUGGCCCUGCAGCUGGUACUGCAGGUGGUACAACAGGUGGUUACCAGAACCAGGACCAGACCAGACAGAACCAGGACCAAACUGGUCCAACAGGCACAGAGUACAGCCGGCCCAGGGACCCAGCAGUGAACUACGAUUGUCCCAUCUGUCUGGAUAGAGCCAAGUUAGCCACAGAAACCAACUGUGGACAUGUCUUCUGUGGCCCAUGUAUCCUGACAUACUGGAACAGAGCAACCAGACCUGUUAAAUGUCCCUAUUGCAGACAGUCUGUCACUCUACUGAUGAAGUGUUUUAGUGAAGAGGAUCUCCGCUCUCCAGACCAGGAGUCUGUCAGUCAACAAGUCAGCCAGUAUAACAGGGCAUUCCUGGAGGAGCCAAGAGGGUUUAUCACCUCUGUGCGUGACCUGCCCACCAUCCUGCGCCACGUGUGGGGAGACAUGUUCACAGUGGGGGGACUCUUCACUCUCCUCACCUGGGAGCGCAUGCCUGUCUAUCUCCUCACCUGUGUGUUCUACCUGGCCUCACCUAUCGACCUACUCCCUGAGAUGUUCUUUGGGCCACUUGGUCUCCUUGAUGAUGCCUACGUUGUCAUACGCCUGCUGAUUUAUGUGUCCAACGUCUAUAGAAGAAUUGUAGCAGAAAUUGAAGUUGACUAAUAAUGUUGAAUCAUUUUAUAAGCUAUUAGUUAUGUUGGGACAACUGUUUGUUUCACCUUCAAUGCAUGCAAAGGUAGAGUAUUACUUGUAUCUUAUUUAAGGUUUUUUUUUAGUUGAUAGUCUGCGAAUAUUUAUUGGUGAGAAAAAAUGCAGGAAAUGCUUCAGCUUUUGCCUUUUCAAGGAUUUUUGUCUGAAAAUAGUCAACACUAAGGAGCUCACAAGAAUUGUGAAACAAAGUGAGUAUAGCCUACAGAUAUGCAUUUAUUGAUGUACAUUUCCUGCUAUUCACCUAUUAGUUACUUCUGGAAUGUCUCUGUUGCUAUACAUAAUGUAUGAACAAAAUGGUCCGUAUUUAUCUUCAGCCUUCUUUUUUUAUUCUGAACAGUAAAGUACAU